AUGCCAAAAAAACUGCUUCCAGCUGAAGCCAACACCGCCGCUCAGAAGCUCGUCGGAGUCAUUGGCGACACCAAGAUCCCAUUGCCAUCUGCGUCAAUGUUCGUCAACCUUCAGGCAAUCGGCCAAGCGACCCAUAUCGUCAUCAAUUAUACCGCCCAGAGCGCAUCCUUGCUCAACAUCACAGACGAUGACGGCCCAGACAUCUCCACACAGCAAGUCCGGCUUCUUUCGCCCACUUCCGCCGGAUUACCAUCCAUCGACGCCGAUUCGGUCCACUACUGCCCGUCUUGGAUAUACCCGCCUCUACAGCGCGGAAGAUGGAGUGACUGCCGCGUGUCUGUCGAGUGA
Molecule: messenger RNA, 348 nt
Organism: Colletotrichum karsti
Lineage: Eukaryota; Fungi; Ascomycota; Sordariomycetes; Glomerellales; Glomerellaceae
Exons: 1
Coding region: 1-348 (115 amino acids)
Source: RefSeq, a predicted model, not a curated record